This is a messenger RNA of Tripterygium wilfordii, 817 nucleotides long. RefSeq names its product GEM-like protein 7. The record is from RefSeq and is a predicted model, not a curated record. The coding region runs from base 122 to 808 and encodes 228 amino acids. Lineage: Eukaryota; Viridiplantae; Streptophyta; Magnoliopsida; Celastrales; Celastraceae. The transcript is spliced from 4 exons.
CCUCUGCAGAAUCCAAGUUUCAUAACAAUCACAGCAAUCAUCUAUUCCUUCAGUCAAGAAAAUUCUUGAGCAAUUGUUCUAAGAGACACAAGUGAAGUCCUCCACCCAUUAAUUAUCAGAAAUGAAGAAUUCAAUUCAGGAAGAAAUUAUCAGAAUUCCAGUCAUCUCAGCAACAACAUACCAGGUUGUUAAGUCACCCAAAUUAUGCAGUGGCUACUUGCCUGGACCUGAUGGUUCUUCUACACUCAAGCAAAGAAAAAUACAUUAUCUGCUUAGAAGUGUGAACAAACUAGGGAAGAAAGCAGACAGUUUGGCUGCUGGAGUCCGAGAGCACAUGAGACUGACACCAAAGAUCAUAGAAACAUUGAAAGGAAAGUUGAGUUGGGGGGCUAAAACUCUUCAAGUAGGAGGCAUGGAGAAGAUUUUUGGAAAGUUAUUUAAUGUCAAAGAUGGUGAGAAACUGUUGAAGGCUUCCCAAUGCUAUUUAUCAACAACAGCAGGUCCUAUUGCAGGCAUCCUCUUUAUCUCCACAGACAAGAUUGCUUUUUCUAGUGAGAGAUUGAUCAAAUUCUCUACUCCGAACGGAGAAUCUACCAGACUCCAUUACAAGGUCCUGAUUCCAGUUUCAAAGAUCAAGGGAAUCGACCAGGGUGAGAAUAUGAAGAAUCCAUCACAAAAAUACAUAGAAGGAGUUACUGUCGAUGAGUUUGAUUUCUGGUUUAUGGGUUUCUUUAACUACAAGAAAACAUUCAAGCAUCUUCAGCAUGCAAUCCCAAAAACCCUAGAUGACUUACAAGUCACUUGCUAGUGACUUAGA